This is a messenger RNA of Mugil cephalus (flathead mullet), 2334 nucleotides long. It is a transcript of the gene pkia, whose product is annotated as cAMP-dependent protein kinase inhibitor alpha. The coding region runs from base 157 to 384 and encodes 75 amino acids. Gene Ontology annotation, cellular component: cytoplasm; nucleus. Lineage: Eukaryota; Metazoa; Chordata; Actinopteri; Mugiliformes; Mugilidae. Gene Ontology annotation, molecular function: cAMP-dependent protein kinase inhibitor activity. Gene Ontology annotation, biological process: negative regulation of cAMP-dependent protein kinase activity. The transcript is spliced from 3 exons. The record is from RefSeq and is a predicted model, not a curated record.
CCCGGAAGUAGUUCUGGCAGUAACUUGAUGUUGGUAAAUCCUCUUUCUAGAGCGCAAUGGGGAAUACUGAAGACUCAGGCUGAUGUGAUUGACCCCGGCGAACACUCGGAAGCCGUUUAGCUCGAGCAGGCCAUGCUGUGGUGAGGUGUGUCAGCGAUGACGGAUGUGGAGGCGACCUAUGAGGACUUCAUUGCUUCUCGACGAUCGGGCCGACGGAAUGCCAUCCAUGAAAUGCCAGCAGCACCAGGAGAGCAGGGACCCACUGACUUGUCACAAAGUCUGGCACAGCUCAACAUCAACAAGUCAGGUGACGAGGGAGAAGACGCUGAGAAAAGCCAGGACUCUGCAGCUAAAGAAGAGGCGACUCAAGCCGAGGGCACCUAAGAGCCAUGAGACGUUCAUGGACUCAGACAGCCACUUCUUUUCGUCCUUCUGAUCCCUGAGUGCCAAGCCUCGGACGGGCCAGUUGCGACUGUGGACACAGACAGCAAAAUCCUCUACUGCCAACGAACCCGCCAUCAGGAAGUCAUCGCUACAGCAACUGCGGUGCAUUCUCCCUCCUGCAGCCUCCUCUCCUUGCUGCCUUCCCGUCAGGGCAGCUGAUAUUAGAGUGGAUGUGGUGACUGGUGAGCACGGCGCAGCGCCAACAACCAAAACUGGCCCUCGUUAGGCUGUCAGUGGUCCUGAGUGGAGGGAGAGAAGGGGAAAGAAGGCACGUUAGGACUUUGGGACAGGCUUGAGUUUUGCCACAGAAUUUAAAUUUUGUCUUCCCCCCCCCCAGUCGCCUUGAAUCAAUCACCACUCCUGAGGCGGACACACUUCCAGGAAGCCGAGGACGGUGUUUGGGCACCUACUUUUCCUCUGUUUUUCUUCAUGUGUGUCGGUGUCUGUGCUACCUCUACGAGUGCUCACUGUUUUUAUUUUUUCUUUUUUUGUCACGCUGAUUAGCCCAAGGCAUCCUGGUACUACACUUUGUGUUUCUUUUUAAAUGUCAGGUGUAAUAUCGCAGUCACUUAUGACGGGAUUUUAGACAAGUGUGUGUAAAUAAUUUUCAUUGCAGUAAAUCAAAUAUUCCACUGACCAGGGCAAAAAGGGCACAUUUACUUUUGCCUGUCAGAGCGUCGGGAAAUACACAAAUUCAGAUGUGUUCUGUUUCACUGGCUGACUUCCCUGUAUCCUGCUUUGCUCUUGGAAGUGUGGAUUACGUCUAUGAUGCCAUUUGAGUGUUUGUGUUUUCUGCGACUGUUUCAGCCCUCACACCUGCAGACUUUGUAACAUUUUAGCAUUCUGAAGGACGUUUCCCAUACACUUACACGAGGAAUUAGUUUGGUACUUUACUUAUCACUUGAAAUACAUGCACGCAUUUGAAAGCUGUAGUGCUUAACUUUUUCUCCAGCAUUUCUCAUGUACUUGAGUGAGAAGGUGCCUCUCCUUCAUGGUUUAACGCUAUGAGAUUGGAUGUGAUGUGUGCUGAGCACAGUGUGACGUCAGCAACCAAAACCAGUCCCGUUUGACUGUACACACGAUUAAAAUCCUGAUAUCCAUCCAUCCCGUCACCUUGAAUCGAGAAUAACUCCGUGAAAAUGUGCAUAUGACGUAUGCCUGCAGUUUACUGUCCCUUCUGAUCUUUCAACAUUCUCCAUGGAGGAAAAGACACAUCAGUGUUUUUCCUCACUGUCGAUUCCUCAGUUCUGUUUCUAUCAGCAAAAACAUCCCACACUGUAGCUUUAAAAAUACAACAUUAUUUGACCUAACUAUGAUUUGUGGAUGUAGCAUUUUUCUUUUACAAACAACUUUUAAAUAUUCAUCAUGCGACUGACUAUAAUUCUUGCAGUCAUUGCAUUCAGACGGUUGCUAAUAGCUUGGAAUGACACUUUUCCAAAUACGUACCACCUAUACAUCUUAGCUAAGUGUUGCUUUGUUGCUCAGUUUGUUCAUAUUUAAGUAUCCUUCCUAAGAUGGGGAAAAAUUCAAGUGCAAAGCAAUUUCCUUUUCCCGGUUAGCCACAGUAGAUUAUUACACUGCCAUUUAUCAUAUCCAAAGUGUGCGAGUGCGUGUGUUUGGUUAUCUUGGAUGUUGACUGAAAACGUAUUUGCUUCUGGAGAACUAUUGCACUAUUAUUAGCAGUCGGUUAAACUUGUGUGUUGUUCAUAAUGUGUUACUGUUCGUUAAAGGCCUGUAGUGUGUGCUUUGUGUGUGACAAUUGUAAGGUUUGUACAAAAUGUCAAUAAAUUUUACUAUUUUUGACCGUCAGCCUUUUCAUGGUGAAUCCCCCUUUUAAUACUAUAACUGUACACUGCCUUGUUUUUGUUAAUAAAAAUACAUGGAUCUUCA